CGAAAAUAACCAACACCUAACAUUCAAAAACGUCGCCAUUGAAUAACCCGCCAAUCUCAUUAAGAACGGUUAGUGGAAGUGGACUAUUACUAUUACAGCACACACCAACCCUCAAACAAAUGGUGACUUACUGGUCUAAUCCCAACAUCGAAAUUUGCUCUCCCAACAAGCCAUGUAUCGACCGGUUUGGACUCUUCCUACCCGUUCUCAGCCGUGGCAUGACUCCUGGACUUGCCUUCUAACUCCUCUCACCCUCUGGAUUUGUGUUUCGGCUACUCUACGAUAUGGGUAUUAUGGAGAUUGUCGUAUGGUUCUUGGACCCAACUCUUCACGGCUGGUUAAGGCGAGCUCUCUUUUUGUUCAGCAAGUUCAAGUAAGAAAUGAGAAUAAUAAAGGUGUUUCUCUUUAUGCUCUUGAUGGAAAACCUGAAUUGAGCUCCCAAACAAAUUGGAGUGUGUCGAACUAUUUGGCUGUUGGAUCCUACAGUCAUAAGCAGGGAUUUUCGUUCUGGUUAAACAAGGGUUCAAGGAUAAGAUUGAGAUUAGAAGCUCAGAGUAGUUCAAUGAAUCAACUUGAAGCGAUUAUGAGUAAAGGUGAACGAAGCUAUAAAACACUGCAACCUCAAUUGUCAAGUGUUUCUUCUAGUGCCCUGGCCCUUAAUGAACCAGUAGAAGGUAAAGAAAUGGAGUAUAUUAUUGACGAAGAUGAGAGGUACUACCUUGACAUCAUAAACUCAAAUUCCAGAAGUAUAGUUGUAUCUCUGAGUGUGAAUGUUUCAUCAACGAUGUAUGAUAUUACUAAAGCCAAGAACAAGUGUUCAACAACAAAGGGGUCUUGCCGGCUCAGAAUUCUAAUCUCAUAUACUCACUAUGUGAUAGUAACCACGCCCAACGACGGUCAUCUAGAAGGGUGGUACCUUGAGCUUUCUUUCGUGGCUCGUGUCAUAACCUAUAUUGCAAUUUUAGGGUUUAUUACGGUUUUUAUACUUCUAUUACUGAAAUACCUUGGAUCCUGUGAUGGUGACGUAACUGAAAGUCCUGUCAUGUACAACACUGUCGAUGACGUUGCUGAGACUCGCCCUAUGCUGUUAGAGAAGCCAAUUCGAUGUACAUAUGGAACAACUGAACAUGAAGAAGAUGAUGACUCUGAGGCGUCUAGUAGCAGCUCUGAGGAGUUGUAUGAUGCAAAAUUAUGUGUUAUUUGUUACGAUGAUCAGCGCAAUUGUUUUUUUGUUCCUUGUGGUCAUUGUGCUACUUGCUAUGAUUGCGCUCAGAGGAUCAUGGAUGGAGAGAGCAAGGUAUGUCCCAUAUGUAGAAGGCUCGUUCACAAGGUGAGAAGGUUGUUCAACCCAUAGUGAUGUUAUAGGUUAAGGGUACACUUUUGAAAGAGAAUGAAGCAAUAGUAAUGCUGUGGAUAAUGCUAUUCAACUUGUGCCAAAGACAACGUACGCCUUGAUUGAGCAAUAGAAGUGAGUACGGUCUGCCAUGUCUUCGAAUUGUCAGCAGUGGUUUAUGAAAAGCUUCUCAGUUUUUUCAAGGAAAAGAUUUUAGAUUAUUUCUGAAGACACCUGUUUGUGCUUAGUGCAUCCACUGGCUAGUGAAAUGUUCAGAUAAUGUUUUUGUGCCCAGGUAAUACUAGACAUGUAUUCCUUUUUAUUUCAGUAUGUAUGCUGGUAUGGAUUUACACUUGGGAAGCUUUUACCCAACUGUAGGCUUUUCUUUUUCCUUUUUUGGUAUGAAUUUCAGCUACAAAUAUAAUUUGCGCUUUUAUGGACUUUA
This is a messenger RNA of Humulus lupulus (European hop), 1778 nucleotides long. RefSeq names its product E3 ubiquitin-protein ligase APD2-like. Bases 173 to 1354 code for a protein of 393 amino acids. The record is from RefSeq and is a predicted model, not a curated record. NCBI's taxonomy places the organism in Eukaryota, Viridiplantae, Streptophyta, Magnoliopsida, Rosales, Cannabaceae. The transcript has 9 exons.